This is a messenger RNA of Cladocopium goreaui, 6921 nucleotides long. NCBI's taxonomy places the organism in Eukaryota, Dinophyceae, Suessiales, Symbiodiniaceae. The record is from the annotation of a GenBank genome assembly.
AUGGCAUUGGCGGCGGUCGACUGGGGUGGCUGGAAAGACGAGGCCAAGGCGUUCCUGCGCCUCCACCCAGGUGUAGCUGUGGCUGAGCUCACCUGGGGGGAGCGUGUGGUUAUCCCAGGUGCCAAGGAAGCCUUUGCGGUGGCAACCUGGGGCGCUCAAGCUGCCGUCAGAGCGGUGGGCGGGCAGCCCUGUGCCCACUGCGGUACCUGGGCGGGGAGCUUCUGCGAAGGGUGCGAAGACACCCCUGUCGCGAUCUGCACCCGGUGCGACAGAGAGCGGCUCCUGUGCCCGGACUGCAUCGCCAGCAGCCUGCUCUACAAGGAUGCGAGCGCUCCGACAACGCCGGGAUCCUCGAAGUCACCGGGCACCACGACGAACAUGGGAACUUCGUCAGGUAUGAAAAGCCCCCGCGAUUCCCGACCUCAGAAGUGCCCAAGCACGCCGACGGGACGUUCAACAUCGACGAGCUCAUGGCCUUCGUCGAGCGUGGUGCACGCCCGGGAGAACAAGAUGGAGCCAGCACUGCGGCACGUGGUCAGAGAGCUGGCGCCCGAGGUUCAGGGAGCUCUCGCCAGUCUGGGCCUUGAGACCACCGGUGACUUCCACCACUUCUGGCCAUCGGCCCAGCAGUGCUAUGAGGAGCUCGAGAGUAUCUUGGGCCAGAAGCUGGAUGCUCAGGAGGCCAUUCGCGUUGCAGUCGCAUGGACAAAUGCACGCAGUGCCAGCCAGAAUGCCACCGCAGCCCUCAGCGUGGAGGUGGCUCGUGAACGGCUGUCGAGCGUGGGUGGCCCACCUCGGUCAGUUGUGGUCACUCCUGAGAGCGUCCCAGACCCUCAUGCCAAGGAGGAUGCCGUGAAACAGGCGAAACUUGACAAGCUGUUCACCUUGGUUGUUGAGUAUGUGGUCGACCUGGAGGCGCUGAUGACAGGGGCGUCCAGACUCUCUGGGCAGAGGCUGGGCGCUCUAGCGGCAGCACUGAGACGGUGGUUGCGGUUUUGCAGCACCAGGGACAUCGAUGCCAAGAAGCCGAGCCCUUUAGCCUUGGCGGAGUUCCUGAGGGAGGUAUCGGCUGGUGGACCUACAGCUGCUUCCAGCAUGCACGCAUCAUUGCGAUGGUUUGCUGACAACUUCGGAGCAGCCUUCACCAUGGACCACUUGUCAGUGAAGCACUUCCGCUUCCAUGCCGUGCAUCAUACUGGGAAGCAGGCACCCGAGCUCGAGCCAUGGGAAUUUAUUAACCUGGCCCUCCUCAUGGCCAAGGUUCAAGGCUCCCACAAGUUGCUCGUGGCCUUCCUCCUCAUGGUUGCGACUGGCUGCAUUCGCUUCGAGCACGUGCAACGUUCCCGGCUUGUGAGCGUCCAUGGGUCAUGGCUGGAGUUUGAAUGCUCCCAGGGCAAGGCUCGGAAACAAGGAGCUAGACCUGGCUACAGAUGGGGCCUCCCGCAAGUGACAAUGCACGGCCACCACAUGACCAAGGUCAUCCAGGAGUUCUUCAACCACGAGUUCCCCAAGGACCAUACGUUCUUGAUGCCGGCCCUGGAGCUUAAUGCCGAGGACCUCUGGGAGGUCACAGAGGCAACAGCCUUUAUCACCAAUAAGGCCAUGUCCAGAGCACGAUUCCUCGAAGUGAUGCGGGGUGCCUUGGUUCAAGUGGGUGUCGACUUCACCCAAGCCCAAUCGGCAACAUACAACAAGCUGAGGAGGUUCCUACCGACGAUGGCGAACGUUAUGGAACUCCCCGACCUUGACCUGCAGUCGGUGGGCAACUGGACAGAACUGCCAUCUGGGGGCGGCAGGGACCCUUCCUCCAAGAAACCCAAGGGUUCCAUGCCGAUGGGGGUCCACUAUGCCGGUUCCCGCGUCCUCAGAUCCCUCCAGGUUAAGCAGAGGUGCGUCGACAGGCUGUUUGCCCUCUACCAGAAGAAGAGGCAGGAGCUCGCUAUGACGGCCGAAGGGUUCCUUUGCCGGGACGCUUGGCAGUGGGCUGAGGUGGCAGCCUUGCAUCAAGCCCUUCCAGAGGAUCUGACGCCCCUGGCGAAGACGGAAUCCCUCGGGGACAUUGAGGUCGCCCCUGGAGCCUUGGAUGGAGUGGAGGCCCGGGCGCCCCCUCCACCUGCUGAGUUACCAGUGGAGGACGACUCAUCGUCCAGUCUGGACACGUCGACAGACGACUCCAGUUCAGCCUCGGAUGAAUCCGCAGAUGGCCAGGACCUAUGUGGGGUGGUGGCUGAUGACUCAGCGCCCGAUGAGCUUGGUUGGCUGCGCCAGGGCAAGAAGCUGCACAUCAUUCGUGAAGAAGUUGAAGGACGAGCCAUACCGUGGUGCAGAGACUUCGCAUACCAACAAGACCCUGCUGAGCGCGGCCGCGGGUUCACCCUGACGCCUCGUACAGACUUUUGUCAGCGCUGCUUAGGUUUUUGUGGCCCAAGCUCCGUGCCCACGAUGUCUCGCAUAGACGUGCGUCAAGAUGACAAGGGCCUUGCCGCUUGCUUCCUCGGUGCCAGCCUGAAGACGGAAUGGACUGAUGCCUACCUUCGCGUUCAUCAUGUCACGACCCUGGACGACUUCAUCUACAUGGUCAAAGCCAGUGACUGGGAGCAGUCACUGGGUGACUUGCUGUCCCAAGUCCCAGAGCUCAAGGACAACCGGAUAGUGGAGGCGCGCUUCAAGAGCGCUUUCGAAGCCGGUCAACAGGCCUUGAAACAGGCCGUUCAGACCGCCCCCAAGACGGAGGACUUGGACGAAGCUUUGCCCGAUAGCACCGUCCAGCAAUUGAACUCAGACUGGACCCGCCGCUAUAACCUGACCUUCGACUCGGUGCUUGAACCAUCCGAGCAGCUUCGAGCGCGCAUCUACAGGGAGUUCAAGAAGGGCACCAUGACGGUGGUAGAUAUGAAGAAGGUGCGAUCCGUGCUCACGAUGGCCCAGCCCAAACCCAGUGACUCCAUUGCUCUACCUGGCGGCCUCCAGUUGCAGCUGGAGAAGGAGGUCUCUGUGAGCCUCCGGUCCGUCACGGACUACUACUUUGCCAUGAGAGCCCUUGCACAUGCUUGGGCCUGGGCUGGCAACUACUUGGUGCAGGCCGACAAGCAGAACGUGCUCUUCAUGGACCUUUCUUGCGCAUUGCACUACUGCGACAGGGCCCUCAAGGACACCAUGGAAUUCGGGGGUGGCAGCCUCGCUUGGUUGCAAAGAAACGACGCCCUGACUCGUGGCAAGAUGGCCACGUAUAUCCGGCGUGGACAACCAGGACAAUGGGCUCUUGACAGCGCCUUGCGGGAGACGCACCUGGAGUGGAGAUCACCAGCUAUACAACCACUUGCAGAGCUCCCGGAGUCCAAACCUGGCAAGCGUCCGGCAGAUGUCCAGCCAGGGCUCAAUGACCGCAAGCGUCAGGUCAAAGGAGACUCCUUCCGGACGGUGAGCCAAGUGAAAGGGGGGCAGAAGAUCUGCAAGCCUUGGAAUGAUGGCCGAGGCUGCAGUGAUAAGGCUUGCCAGGCCUUGCAUUGCUGUGAUGUUCGCAUGGAUGAAGGGGCCCGUACCUGGCUUGUUUUGGAUUUGUGGGCUGGCUAUUCCGGCCUUUGUGUGGCGUUGCUCCAACUGGGCAUGCACUUCUACGCAGUAGCCGCUGAGUGUGAUGAUGUAGCUCGUGAGGUGGCCCACCAUAACAUGCCCAACAUCGUCCAUGUGACCCAGGUCGAGUUCCUGACGGCCCAGGCCUUUGUCCCUUUCUUGCAGCGACGCAACCUGAGGGGCGUCUUGAUGGGGGGUGGCAGUCCCUGCCAGGGCAACACGUCCUUGAACUUGGCCAGGCGCGGUUUGGAAGACCCCCGCAGUUGCCAACCCUUGGAGCUUUGUCGCCUUCGGGAUGAAUUUUUGGCGCUGCCGGAGAUGGCUGACAAGGAGCUUGUCACUUUUCUGGAGAAUGUCGGCAGCAUGCCGUUGACAGUGCAGUCCUCGUACAGCAGCUGGCUGGGGGGUGCUGAGGAGAAGCCUCUGCCAAACAAGUGCUUCUUCCACCAGGGCUACCAGCCGCUCUUGGAUCCCAAGGCCGUGCUUAAAGCGGGCGGGUCAGGGGCCAUGCAUCCAUUCACCCGGGAAUUUUUCCACCCCACUGACAGGACGUCAGGGUCAUCAGCAGCUGCUGUCGCCCGUUUUAUGCAGGAUGAUCGCCGGUUCCCCCCUUCGGCCUAUGAAGAAGGCUCGUUGUUGUGGAGGGACCAGGAUUGGCGCCAACCAUUGCCAACAGAAAGAGCUCAACUGAUGGGCAUGCCCCCCUCGAGUUUUGAUGUGGUCCCUGGCACAGCUCUUCUCCAACGACAGCGCCAGAACAGUCUUUUGGGCAAUGGUUUCCACAUUUUUUCGCUGCUGGCCGUGCUGUGCUUUUUGCCCCAGUUGAUGGAGGCCAAGAUGGUGCCUAGCUUGACCUCGGUGGAUGAGCUCCAGUUGCACGACCGCUUGACGCACACCGUAUGGGCUCCUCACCGAUUGGCCACCUUUCCCGGCUUGACAAGUGCGGCAGUGCCUGGUUUGUUUCCUGAUUGUGCCGUCGCUCCGAGCGUUAUGAUGGAAGUACAACGUCGUCUGGGACACUGUGACCUUCCAGCCCUUCAAGGGUAUCCUGCAUGGUGCCGCCUGCGAGGGAUGCCUGUUGACGAAUUGGGACCCCACCACUUGACUCGCACUGACAGAGCGCAGGUUUACUCUGGUUUGACAGGCCAACGACAUCCAGCCGAUUCGUCCAAAGGACUGGACCAUUUGCUUGCAGCUGGGCUUGGCAAGGAGGGACAUAUGGCGGCUUCUGCCCUGUUGCCUUCACCAUUCCAGGCUGUUGACUGGCCUGAGACCGAUGUGUUAUAUGUCAUCGAAGCCAUCUGCGCCUGGCAGCAGUACAUGCCGUCCUAUGCUGCGAAGCUGCGGCAGAUCCUGCGGUCUGUGGCCAAGGCAGUUCAGCCUCUUGAGGAAGCGCUAGCUCACUGGCGUUCGGAGAGUGCUCACCGGGUGGCCUCCUCCAAACGUCCAGGGUUCAUCGGCGUUAUGACUGUGCUCCUCCGCUGGCCGGACCUCCUCCAAGCGCAAUGCAUGAUCCUUGGCUACCCCAUUGUGGGCGAGAUCGAGCCAUCUGGCUUAUUCCGUCCCGUUCCAGCCAAGCAGGUCGAACCCCUGGAGGUUUGGUUAUCUGAUGCUGAGCAAGUUGUGGACGACCUCAUGCGAUCGCGGCCACCCAAACAUGCCGCUGAUAUCCUUGAGCAGACUAUAGCCGAGCAGGAGAAAGGGUUUUGCUCACAGCUCGUGUCCCGGGCUUCCUUGGACCGGCAAUUUGGCAUGGGUCAAUGGCGCCCUUUAGAGCGGUUCCAGAUUGUGCAAGCGGACAACAAGAAGAGGAUGAUUGACAAUGGACGUCGCACCCUACACAAUGCCCACACCAGCAUGGCCGAGACGAUCUUCACGGUCAGCAUCGACUUUGUGGCCUCCGUAGCCGCAUCUCUUUGCCGGCGACUUUCCUCUGAUGAGCAUGGGCCGGCUCCCAGUUUGCCUGACUGGGUCAGGAUCCGACUGGGGACCGACGACUUGCCUGACGCCUACCGUGGCCUACCAGUCCACCCAGACCAUCAGAGGUUUUCCGUCGUGGCGAUCUUCGUCCCUGAGCUGGGCUGGCGAUUUACCAAACUCUGGGGCCUGGCGUUCGGUUUGGAGAGCGCGGUCGUCGCCUUCAACAGGUUCCCUCAACUGGGUAUCGCAAUCGCCAGACGGUGUGCACUUAGCCUGGGAGCAGCGUACUUUGACGAUGAGCUCUCGAUGGAAGCCAUCACCGAUGCGGAUGUCUCCCAAGUAGGCCUGCGCUUAGUCUUCCAGUUGAUGGGUGCUAACCCCCAACCAGAGAAAGGCUUCAAGCCGACGGCUAACAGGCACUACUUGGGUACGGGCGACACCACCUCCUGUGGCAUCAUCCGCGUCCAGCCCAAGGCCGCCACCACUGCCAAGGUCCUCGCCAAGUUGGACGACAUUUUGUUGACGAACCGCCUGUCCAGAGAUGAUGCAGGCAAGCUCCGCGGCGACAUCACUUGGCUCUUCACUAUGUGCUCUGGCCACCUUGGUAAACUGGCCAGACCUACAUUAUCAGCACAUCAAUUCGGCAACGAACCGGAGCUUCAACCCCUUGAAAGGCGUCAAUUAGAGGUCCUCCGUCGAGCUGUGGCGCUUGCAAGACCGCGUGACAUCCCAGUCCACCCUUGUAUGGACGUCGUCACCCGCGUCUACUCCGAUGCAUCCUUUGAGAACGAGGUCCUCCGCCUGGGAUGGGUGAUUUUCCCUCCGGUGGGCGUGCCUGUGGGUGGGACCUGUGUUGUCCCCCCAUGGGUAAUCUCUCAAUGGAAGCCUCGGACUCAGCAGAUAUAUCCUGGAGAGACCCUUGCGGCCGUGGUCGUCCCAGCACUGUGCCCGAACCUUCUUCGUGGCCAAGACGUGCUGUGGUUCUUUGAUAAUGAAGCUGCAGUUAGCGCCAUUAUCAGGGUGUCUACUGCCGAACCGGACGUCUUGAUCCUGGUCCAGCAAGCGCACUUGCAGUUCCACGAGCUCCAGAUGAGGACUUGGGUCGAAUGGAUCGACUCCUCGUCCAAUCCGGCUGACGGGUUGUCCCGUGACGGGCUCCUUGACGACUGGACUUUAGCCCAAUCGUGGCAAGUCUCAGAGCUUUCCCUCUCCUUAGCGAUCCCGCUAGUGCUGGCAGGUGCCAACCUCCCAGGCCACAAGACGCCCCUUCCAGGCCUCCACAUCUGCGGGGAUUCCACCUACCCCGGCAUCGGCGUGCCCUCUGCCGCCAUGGGCGGACACAUCUGCGCCAACAACAUCUUGUCGCUGCCGGAGCAUUGGGCCCAAUUGGAUCGCAUCAAAGACUGGCACUACGAGCUGGACAUGUGA